Molecule: messenger RNA, 5569 nt
Organism: Pangasianodon hypophthalmus (striped catfish)
Lineage: Eukaryota; Metazoa; Chordata; Actinopteri; Siluriformes; Pangasiidae
Gene: ppm1f
Product: protein phosphatase, Mg2+/Mn2+ dependent, 1F
Exons: 8
Coding region: 313-1554 (413 amino acids)
Biological process (GO): negative regulation of protein kinase activity; protein dephosphorylation
Cellular component (GO): cytosol
Molecular function (GO): protein serine/threonine phosphatase activity; cation binding
Source: RefSeq, a predicted model, not a curated record
CCUGAUGAUGCCUCUUCUUAUCGCUACAACAAAAGCAGAUCUCACGACCAAAUCGGACUGGGACACGCCUGGAAGAUCUGUUGCACCGUCAAUCCGGAUUGCAUACAUUGUGUUUUCUGCUCAUUUCCGGUCUCCGACUUCCGGCAGAGUCGCAGUGAGCUGAGCUGAAAUCUUUUAUAUCAGAGAGAAGGGAGUGUCGGAGCGGGAUUAAAGGGUUUCUCAGGUGUGAACAGGAACCAGGCAGAUUGCAGAAGUGUCCUUCUGUGAGACAGAUAGACCUGCCGUCAGUUUGGUCACACUCAGAAAACCGUGAUGGGGAUGAACGAGAAGGACAGAGCUCAGAGUUUCCUGAAAAGUUUUGUGGAGCAGUUUGAGAACCCGCUGGGCCAAGAUGACCCGCUUCCUCUCGCUCCACUCAGCCGCACUGUGACCCUGGAGGAGGUGAAAGGUGAAAGCCUGGACCUGGGGCUUCGGCUGCUGUCUGCAAGGAACGCCCCUGGCUGGUUGAGUGCGUUGAUGUGCCAUGCUGCGGUCACUGAGCUUCUGAAAGAUGACCUUUCACCUUUCCACUGCCCUAAAGACCCUGAACAGCAGCAGGAGGGUGAAGCAGAAACAGUUUUGCUGCAGUCUGAGCCUGUUCAGCGUCUGUUUAUCAACAAGCUGAGAGAAGUGGGAGUGGCCUGGCAGAAACAGCUACCCAAUCCAACGCCUCGGUCCUCGCGGUCCCGCCUCUGCUCUGUCCACGCCAUUCGGAACACACGCAGGAAGAUGGAGGAUCGUCACGUGAUACUGCCUGAGUUUAACCAGCUUUUUGGGUUACAGGACGGCGUGGAGCGUGAGUACUACGCCGUGUUUGAUGGUCAUGGAGGAGUCGACGCUGCCACCUACGCUUCUACUCACCUGCACGUCAUCCUCAGCCAACAAGAAGCACUGAAGAGUGACACCAGCACGGCCUUUAAAAACUCCUUCGUACAAACAGACGAUAUGUUCAAGAUCAAGGCCAAGAGAGAGCGCAUGCGCAGUGGCAGUACGGGUGUGGCUGUGUUGCUGGCUGCUGAUUGGCUGACGGUGUCCUGGCUGGGCGACUCGCAGGCCAUGGUGGUGAAAAAGGGCGAGCCCGUCAUCCUUAUGGACCCCCAUAAACCUGAGAGAGAGGAUGAGAAGAAGAGAAUAGAGGAGCUGGGUGGCUGCAUCGCCUUCAUGGGCUGCUGGCGUGUUAACGGGACAUAUGCUGUUUCCAGGGCAAUUGGUGAUUUCGAUCAGAAGCCGUACGUGUCCAACGCGGCAGACUGCUCCUCGGUUCAGCUGAGUGGAGAUGAGGACUACGUCCUGCUGGCGUGUGACGGUUUCUUCGAUGUUUUGCGGCCGGCUGACGUUCCUGCUCUGGUUCUGGAGGCCCUGCGUGAGGCUGGUGGCUCGGGGGAGAACGUCGCUCAGAGCCUCGUGGCUCAGGCUAAAGCUGCGGGCUCCAGCGACAACAUCACCGUCCUGCUGGUGUUCCUGCGCGAGCCACGGGACCUCCUACUCUCAGAGUCGACGGCAGGGCAAGUGUGAGAGAGCACACAGGAAAGAGAGACAGGAGUGUUAGAGCAGACCACUAGAGGGCUGAUGAUCUCUUACAGUGAGAGCCAUCUCACUGUAUCUGACACUGAGGCAUCACACUGCUCAGUGUCAUACUUUAAUAAUUAAGGUCAUCGAAGAGCAAAAUGAUGUCAGUGUAGUUCUUAAUAUCAGAGAAACAGUGUUUUUUUUAUGUUAAAAAGUGAUGCCUUUUAUUUGACAUUUUUACAGCCUUAUUUUCUAUUAUACCAUUUUUACAUGCAUAAAGAUUGUCACUAUUUUUGAAUCUUAAUCAAGAGGCAUCAUCUUUUUUUUUUUUUUUUUUUUUUUUUUUUUUUUUUUUUUUGACAGAAUGCCAGACAGUUUUAAUUCCUCAAGUUAUCUUUGCCUUGACAUACUGACUGUUCAUGAUUUCCCAGGUGCUUAUUGUUCCCAAAAGGCUGUGAUACCGUUCUUAUAGGUCUCUUAGGGAUCACCGUUGUCUGAUUAAAAAGAUCGCAGUAAUGUUAACAACACUGCAUAAAGUGUGAACGCAUCAGUUGCGAAGUUAUUUUCGUAACAUUAGCAAGGUGUUGGGUUCAUUUUUCUGUUAAGAUGUAAUGGUUGUGUUGCAAGCCUGUGCUUUAUUGUAUUUUAUUUUUACGUUUAUUUAUAGCUGUUACAACGCAGUAUAACAUUAUAGGGCAUACCAGUCUGUAUUGGUCAAAGUAUCAUGCUUUGAAGAUAAAAUGCACAGUCAGUUUUGUCUUCUUAACAACGUCAGUGUUUUUGCAUUUUAAUUUUUUAAAUGUUUUAAUAUGCAUUUGUUGAUGACAUGAACUGUUAGCAGCCUUUCAGUGCCAAAAAACAUUUUGCAAGAGUCUAACUUAGCCAGGAGUUCUUUGUGUAUGUGAUCUCCUUCAGUGUAUAUGUAUAUAAUUAAUAUAUUUAACUUAAAGGAGCGGUUUGUAAUUUUUAGAGCUUUUAUCUGCCUGUGAGCUGAACUGCAGUUGCAGCAAUAAUAUUCAUAAACUCCACUUCCUCUGUUAAAUCUACAUGUUUUGUGAGGUUCCUUUUAAAAUAAAGUGGAAGAGUGAAUUUCAGGACCAGAAAAAUGUAAAAAGUUCCUCGAAUUUAGGAAAAAAAAAACCCAAAAAAACAGCCAAAUCUGUGGCGUAACAAUAUUGCAAAUCCCUAUCAAAAAAUGUAGUUUUCUGAAAGUAUUUUUGAAACAGUGUGAUUAUUACAGGCCUAGAAACCCUUCUAAACAUUACAGACUACACCUUUAAUCCUUUUUCUCAUUGAACGCAGUGUUGAUCGUGAUUAACGUGUAGUGUAGGUCAGUUUUCCAGGCAUUAAUUAAUCCUAAUUCCAGACUGAGACAGACUUUUGAGUCCAAGCCUGGAAAAACUGCUCCUCCAAGCAUUUUAGUUUCUCCAAACACUAGUUUAAUGUUUGUGUGUUUGUGUUUGGGGAAAGUUGCAGCCAGGCCGGCUUGCUGUCAGGCCACAGGUCCUGCAUGCACUGGGCCGUCUCAUGUUACCGCCCGUUCACAUGUCAUGAAUAUUUGAAAGCCUUGUGACAUGGAGCUAAUAUGACUGGAGCGUGGCUUUAACACGAGCAGGCUAAGAAUAGAGCUAACUAUAUAGAGAGAGGAGGAAGGAGAAAGUGUUGAUUUAGUGAUUUGGUGUAUAGAAAAUGCCGAGGACAUUGACGUGCAGUGAUUCUUUCACAUUUCACGUUAAUAUUUUUAAUCUGUUUUAACAAUCUUGUGUAUGACUGGGAAUACCUGGCUUACAUUACCUUCUACCUGCCUCAGAAAUGUUUCUUUAGAGUUGCUCUUCUGCCUAGCGUUGCAAUUUGCAAUGAAGAUUAGACAUUUUGGAGUGAUGUAUGUGUGUGUGUGUGUGUGUGUGGUGUUUUUUUUUUUUUUUUUUUUUUUUUUUUUUUUUUUUAAAUUGACUCCUUUUUUAAAUCUAACAAUUCUGUACAAAAUCUGCAUUUUGUAUGUCAAUAACUGACUUAAAUGAUCUUGUAUCUGUCUCAGUAGUGAUGUCAUGGUUGCCAUGGUUACUGGUAUAAAUGGACCAGCAGGGCUAACCUCUCUUGUCUUUCAAAGAUCGAAAGACAUGAAUAGAGGUUUUCAUUUUUGGCAUCCACACCAGAUUAUUUCCUGUUAACGAAUGUCUUAAAGUGAAAUAUUUUGGAUUUUUUUGGAACCAGGAGCAACAGCAUCACUAAUGGUCGUAAGAAAAAUAUACUGAAUGGUAUAAAGAAGUGACUCUGGGGCUGAUUUCUUUCUAGCUCACACUGUAGAUUCAUGCAUCCUAUCAGCCUCUAUGUUCUUUGUUGAAUUAUUGAUGAUUAAAUUUGAGCCCUAAAAUUUUAGGUUAGCAGAAUUUUUUUUAAACUCCCAUUUCUUUCUUUUUUUGGAUUUUCCCACAUUUUUCUCCCCAAUUUGCUCACCUGCCAAUUCCCACCCGCCAGCCAGCCCUCUCCAAUCUUACGACAGCUACCAACCGGGAAGGGGUGAAGACUAGCAUAUGCGUCUGAGACAUGUGAAACCAUCGUCUUUUCAAACUGCUGCUCAUGAUGCAUCACAGGGCAGCAGAACACACUCAGAGAAAAGCGCAAUCUGCCCUCUUCUGCAUACAUGAGCUCAUGGACGCUCUCGAUUGGUUAGUGUCGCUGUGAUUGACAGUAGAGAGAGAGAAUGCCAUCCCUCCCACCCUGAGAUCACGGACAAUUUUGCGCCCUUGGCUCCCGGCAAUGGCUUGCUAUGGCAAUGUCGGGAUUUGAAUUUACAAUCUCCCGACGAUUAUUCGAAAGCUCUUCUGUUGCACCACUGAUUUCUAGAACAAGUUUCCUGAGAACAUUUCGAAAUGUUCCCGCAGCAUUUUUAGUGAACUAAUGUUAGUUGGUUUCUGUCUAACUGUAAACAUUGUGAAGUACAUCGUUAUCGUGCGAAGUCAGACGUUUUCAGAACAUUUCAGAAAUGUUAUUUUGUAACUUAACAGCCGAAUCUUCUUAGAUCCUGUUAAAUACGUGUCUGAAAGUUCGGAUAAUGUUGGGUGCUUUCCUGCUGUGUGUCAUGAUGUAGAAAAGCCCCAGAUUGAUCAGGAGUGUGAGUAUUUGACUUUGACCUGCUUUAAUUUGGCUAUCAGUUAUCUCUCUGCUGUUAGUCUUUACAGUCAUUGUGUGCCACUUGCAUAAUGUGGAAACUUAAUCUGUCUGAUCUCACAUUUCCGAUCAGAGUAGUAAUACUUCAUGACUUCACUGGCGGAGUAAUCAGACAGGUUUAGAUAAAACUAAUAUCCUGGUUUACCGAUAUGUAGUGUUGUCAUGGGCAUCAUCAAAACAUACUUUUUUGCAAUUGGUCGCAUUUUGUCUCCUCUCACGUAAAUCGUUUUUGAGCAGAGUUAACGUGUAUAAUACUGAACAUCGUGGAUUCGGAGUUUUUAUUACCAUUGAAAGACCCAUGGUGACUUACUUUCUGAUGCUGAAACAAAUUUUGACAUUUGAAAAUGUUCACUAUUGACUGAACGCAGCAUUCCAAAGGAAAUUAGUAGCUUGUAGCUGUUGGUGUUUUUUUAUUAGAGGACGUGAAUCCAGAACACUUAACCCAUGUGUAACACAUAUCUCACACUUUUGUGCCUUAUUUUGUUGUAAUACGAACACUGCCAAUACACACAACUGUUUCUUUUCACAUCUACUGAGCUGAUCAACUUGUUUAUUCCACUUGAACUUUUCUACAUGCUGUUGUGCCUGUUUAAACGGUUUAUAAACUUUUCUACUUUAUACUGAUGAAUAACUUUGAUUCCAUGCUGUUUUUAUAUGUCAUUAGAUUGUAAUAACUAAUUUAAUGAUAACAUUGGUAAGUUAGAAUGGAUUCAGGUUUCUGUAGGGAAAAGUCAGUGGAUAUAUUUUGGAAACCUUUUCCUGGAAAGUAUUACAUCUGCAUUUCAUUUGCAUUCAGUAACACGAGAGCUGAAAUCUAAUCAGUCGGGAUAUUAAAUAAACAAUAACCACA